This is a messenger RNA of Striga asiatica, 1801 nucleotides long. The record is from the annotation of a GenBank genome assembly. NCBI's taxonomy places the organism in Eukaryota, Viridiplantae, Streptophyta, Magnoliopsida, Lamiales, Orobanchaceae.
CAAAGAUCCAUUGGAGAUGCUCUAAAACUCCAUUGGGAUGGAUUUUGGUGGUUCCAAAUGGCUUGUGCUAAGGUAGCAAGUUGAGUUUAUGAGCAGCAGCACCUAGAAAGCACCCAACUACUUCCAACUGCAAAAACUGUACAAUCCAAGAAAAACCCUGAAUCGGGUCGAACUCUCCCGGGCCCGACUGAAGAAUGCUCAUGGAUUAUCUCUGCUGUUGCCUUAACAAACCGAGGGGCUCCGACCCGGAAGAAGUUGCCGACCGCGACCCGGUUCUCCUGGUGUCGGGCAUAGCCGGGUCGAUCCUCCACUCGAAGAAGAAGAGUUCCGGGUCCGAGACCCGGGUUUGGGUUCGGAUUCUGUUGGCCGACCUAGUGUUCAAGAAGAAGCUCUGGUCCAUUUAUAAUGCAGACACAGGGUAUACAGAGUCACUGGAUGAUAGUACCGAAAUAGUAGUGCCUCAAGAUGAUUAUGGGCUUUACGCCAUUGACAUUCUGGACCCUUCUUUACUUGUAAAGCUUCUGCAUUUGAGCGACCUGUACCAUUUUCAUGAUAUGAUUGAAAUGCUUGUUGGAUGCGGGUAUAAGAAAGGGACAACAUUGUUCGGAUAUGGUUAUGAUUUUCGGCAAAGCAAUAGAAUAGGUCAGCUAAUGGAUGGCCUCAAAGAUAAACUGGUGGCUGCAUAUAAUGCUUCACGGGGAAGGAAAGUUAACAUAAUAUCACACUCGAUGGGUGGAUUGCUGGUGUCGUGUUUCAUAUCUCUUCAUAGCAAUAUUUUCUCCACAUACGUAAAUAAGUGGAUUACAAUCGCCACUCCCUUCCAAGGUGCACCAGGAUGCAUCAAUGACUCUAUACUUACCGGUUUGCAGUUUGUUGAUGGAUUUGAAAGUUUCUUUUUUGUAUCACGGUGGUCAAUGCAUCAACUGCUGGUGGAGUGCCCAUCUGUUUACGAGAUGUUACCAAAUCCCAAUUUCAACUGGAAAAAGCAACCUCAGGUUCAAGUAUGGAGAAAGCAUUGUGAGGAUGAAGAAGCUUCAGUUGAACUGGUCUCAUAUGACACCAAUGGAUGCAUCACACUUUUCGAGGAGGCAUUGAAAAACAACGAGCUAAAUUAUGAUGGGAAAACAGUAGGACUUCCUUUCAACUUUGCGAUCCUUAAUUGGGCUGCUGGCACACGGGAAGUUCUGAAUAAAACCCAACUUCCAGAUGGAGUUUCUUUUUAUAGCAUAUACGGAACAUCUUUUGAAACACCUUUUGAUGUUUGCUAUGGUUCAGAGUCUAAGCCGAUUGAUGAACUAUCGGAAAUAUGUCACACGAUGCCUGAAUACACUUGUGUAGAUGGUGAUGGAACCGUCCCUUCUGAGUCAGCAAUGGCAGACAAUUUAGAUGCGGUUGAGCGAGUCGGAGUUUGUGCAAGCCACCGGGAACUUCUAGCCGAUGAGAAAGUAUUUCAACUCAUUCAAAAGUGGUUAGGAGUAUCUGAUAAAAAAGCCAUCAAUAAGAUGCAGCAUACUUCCAAGGUGAUGGAUUGUUCGUAUAAAUUGUAGUCACACCCCAUUCUUCAGUAGCAAUCACUCUCUGUACUACUCUCUGUACUUUUAUAGUUAGAUAAUUGUAUUGUUUUCAUAUGAGCAAAUGGUAAUGUAUUAUGAGCACAUAUCCCUAAUUCUCCAUUUACACAAGAACUUGUCCUUGUGAAAGACAAGGAAAAUUAUAUAUAUACAUGGGUGUUUACUCUUUACUUUGAGCCUUCUUGUAGUCCAUUCUUAUUAGUGAUGAAUGAUGAUUGAAAGAAUAAGUU